Molecule: messenger RNA, 2019 nt
Organism: Caenorhabditis remanei
Lineage: Eukaryota; Metazoa; Nematoda; Chromadorea; Rhabditida; Rhabditidae
Exons: 5
Coding region: 1-2019 (672 amino acids)
Biological process (GO): endocytic recycling; endocytosis; protein localization to plasma membrane
Cellular component (GO): early endosome; endocytic vesicle; cytoplasm
Molecular function (GO): cadherin binding; GTP binding
Source: RefSeq, a predicted model, not a curated record
AUGGUGUCUGUGGCCACUGGAGAAAAAGAAGGAGAAGAACACAAAAUGAAUGAGGCACCCGCACCGCCCGUCAUUGUCAUUAAUAGCUCUGUCGAAGAAGAGCAAAAAGAAAAGAAAGAAGAGGAAAACGGAAAGAAUAAGGAAGACGAAAUGGUGAGUAUUGAUUCGAAAUCUGGAGAUGAUAAUGCUGGAAAACAGGAUGAAACAAUCUCAUCUAACGAUGGUCAACAGAAAAAUGAGAUCUCUGGCUCUGUUUCCAGCUCCAGUUUUGAAGAACUCAACGUAGAAUCUGAGGAGGUCAUUGAGAAGAAAGAGAGAACACCUCAAGUUUCUGAAAUUUCUUCAACUGUUCCAUUGGCUGUGGAAGAAGACACCAAAACUUUGGUAGUUGAAGCCCAGGAAGAAAAAGUCAGGGAGCAUACAGAAAAGACUCCAGAAAUUGUUGAGGUUUCUGUUGCAAUUGAAGAGACUCUGGAAACUGAAGAAAUUGUGAAACCAACUGACGCUACUGAAGAAGUGAAAGAAGACAACAUCAAGGAGAAUUCAGACUCGACUCCAGAAGUUGUCCAAGUUACCGCUGUCAUUGAGGAGACUACUGUAACUCAAGAAAUACUCAAACCAACAGAAGUUUCUGAGGUUGAAUCUAUGAAAGAAGAAGAAGAGCCUGUUCCAAAGAUGAGAUCAGUCGACCAAGUUGCUGCUCCACCUCGGCCAAUUCGAAGACUUUCCGUAGCAAGAGCAUCUAUGAUGGCUCCAAAACCAUCUCCGAGACUUGCAAAGUACAUGGAACCGGUUAGAGAGGAAGGACAAAAGAAAAAGAAAACGAGAAGCAUGUUUUCGUGGCUCGGUGGCGAUUCGUCAAAAAAGAAGAACAAGGAGGUAUUGGAGACUGUUUCUGAAGGUCUCCGCAAGAUCUACAAGCAGAAAUUGCUCCCAUUGGAAGAAUACCACAAAUAUCACGACUUUCACAGCCCGGCUCUCGAUGAUCCGGAUUUCGACGCGAAGCCGAUGAUUCUCCUUGUUGGACAAUACUCGACCGGAAAGACGACGUUCAUCCGAUACCUUCUCGAGUCCGACUUUCCCGGAAUCCGUAUUGGCCCAGAGCCAACCACCGACCGCUUCAUCGCGGUUAUGCACGGUGACGAGGAGGGAAGUAUCCCUGGAAACGCUCUCGUCGUCGAUGCCAAGAAGCAGUUCCGCGCUCUCUCUGGAUUCGGAAAUGCAUUCCUCAACCGAUUCCAGUGUUCCACUCUACCGAAUCAAGUGCUCGAAAGUGUGACGAUUGUCGACACUCCUGGAAUUCUCUCCGGGGAGAAGCAAAGAAUCGACCGUGGAUACGAUUUCACUGGAGUUUUGGAAUGGUUCGCAGAGCGUGUUGAUCGAAUCAUUCUCCUCUUCGAUGCACACAAGCUCGACAUUUCCGAUGAAUUCAAGAGAUGUAUCGAGGCUUUGGCGGGAAAUGAGGACAAGAUACGCAUCGUCCUCAACAAGUCAGACAUGGUCGACCAUCAACAAUUGAUGAGAGUCUACGGAGCUCUGAUGUGGUCGUUGGGAAAGGUUUUCAAGACGCCAGAAGUGUCUCGUGUCUACUUGGGAUCGUUCUGGGAUCAUCCACUUCAUUACGACAUCAAUCGUCGUCUUUUCCAAGAUGAACAACACGAUUUGUUCCAAGAUCUACAAGCAUUGCCACGUAACGCAGCUCUCCGAAAAUUGAACGAUCUCAUCAAGAGAGCCCGACUUGCCAAAGUUCACGCAUAUAUCAUUGCUGAGCUUCGUAAGCAGAUGCCAUCGAUGAUCGGAAAGGAAAAGAAGAAGAAGGAAUUGAUUCAGAAUCUUGACAAGAUCUACGAGCAACUUCAACGCGAGCACAACAUUUCUCCUGGAGAUUUCCCAGAUGUUAACAAAAUGAGGGAGAAGCUUGCCGCUCAAGAUUUCAGCAAGUUCAAUCCGCUGAAGCCAAAGCUCUUGGAAGUGGUCGAUGGAAUGUUGGCAACUGAUAUUGGUAAAUUAUAUAUAUAA